This is a messenger RNA of Darwinula stevensoni, 1161 nucleotides long. The record is from the annotation of a GenBank genome assembly. Lineage: Eukaryota; Metazoa; Arthropoda; Ostracoda; Podocopida; Darwinulidae.
AUGAUGUCCACUACAGAUCUUACCCAUGUUGCCAACUUCGACUAUGGCAUCGCCAAAAUAUUUGAUCAGGCACAAGACUUCUUGCCCAUCAACGGCACCGACUACGUAGAAUUGUACGUAGGAAACGCCAAACAAGCCGCACAUUACUACAAAACCGCCUUUGGUUUUCAAUCUUUAGCCUAUAACGGACUCGAAACCGGCAACCGCGAAAGUUGUUCCUACGUGGUGGUGCAAGAUAAAAUCCGCCUGGUGCUUACCACUCCGUUCAAUCCGGAUAGCGAAAUUUCCGAUCACAUCCGUCGCCAUGGCGAUGGCGUAAAAGUCAUAGCACUUUGGGUGGACGAUGCCCGCAAGGCCUACCACGAAACCACCAGCCGUGGCGCCGAAUCUGUCAUGGAGCCGACUGUUUUCUCCGAUGCCGAUGGCGAAGUUGUCAAAGCAACCAUCAAAACCUAUGGCGAUACUGUGCACACCUUCGUAGAGCGCAAAAACUAUAAAGGCACGUUUCUUCCGGGAUUCACAGCUUGGAAAUCCGACUACGAGCCCAAGCCCACCGGACUCAAAUACAUUGACCACAUGGUAGGCAACGUAGAACUUGGCGCCAUGAACAAAUGGGCUAAUUUUUACGGGCAAGUUAUGGGUUUUGCCAACCUCAUCACCUUCGACGACAAAGAUAUCUCCACGCAAUAUACCGCCCUCAUGAGCAAAGUGAUGUCCAACGGCAAUGGUCGCAUCAAGUUUCCGCUCAACGAACCAGCUGCCGGGCUCAAAAAAUCGCAAAUAGAAGAAUAUCUUGACUUUUACGGAGGCCCGGGCUGCCAACACAUCGCCGUAGCCACCGACGAUAUCAUACACACCGUUGGGCAAAUGCGCAAACGCGGCAUCGAAUUUCUGCACAUACCCGGCACCUACUACGACACCAUCGGAGAGCGCGUAGGCAUCAUCCAAGAAGACAUGAAAAAGCUCAAAAAGCUCGGCAUCAUGGUUGAUAGAGACGAAGAAGGCUACUUGCUCCAAAUAUUCACCAAGCCGGUAGAAGAUCGUCCGACCUUAUUUUUCGAAAUCAUACAACGUCGCGGCGCCAAAUCUUUCGGAAAAGGCAACUUCAAAGCCCUUUUUGAGAGCAUAGAAGCCGAGCAAGAACGUCGCGGCACUUUGUAG